This is a messenger RNA of Aplysia californica (California sea hare), 2110 nucleotides long. RefSeq names its product nucleolar protein 56. The transcript is spliced from 10 exons. The record is from RefSeq and is a predicted model, not a curated record. Gene Ontology annotation, molecular function: snoRNA binding. Bases 94 to 1872 code for a protein of 592 amino acids. NCBI's taxonomy places the organism in Eukaryota, Metazoa, Mollusca, Gastropoda, Aplysiida, Aplysiidae. Gene Ontology annotation, cellular component: box C/D methylation guide snoRNP complex; small-subunit processome.
GUAUCGAUAUCGAACGAAUGUUGAAUGUUGACAUCAAUGGCGGUCCACACGUGUCUUUAGUCUAAUUGUUCAGUGUGUUGAUCACAAGUCACGAUGAGUAAGCUUUUGUUUGUGCUGUUCGAGCACGCUGCUGGCUAUGGCCUCUUCUCUGUCAAGGAAUUUGACGAGGUUGCGGCUCUGUUGCCUCAAGUGGAGAGCAGUGUCUCAGAUAUCAGCAAAUUCCAGUCUGUCGUGAAGCUGGAGGCGUUCCAGGCUUUUAGGAAUGGACCAAACUCUUUGGAUAAUAUCAAUGCUAUUGCAGCAGGAGAAAUGCAUCCAGAUUUGCAGACAUUUCUGGAGAAAGAGGUACCCAAGGGGAAAAAGAAGGUUCAGGUCAUCCUCGGAGUUGGGGAUUCCAAAAUUGGGUCAGCAAUUGCUGAUACUCUAGGAAUUUCUUGUCAACAUACUGGAGUUGUUGUUGAGCUCAUGCGAGGCAUUCGUACCCAUUUCCCUCACUUCAUCAAGGCACUGACAGAGACCACUGCUGGAAAGGCUCAGCUUGGGUUGGGUCACAGCUACUCCAGAGACAAGGUCAAGUUCAAUGUGAACAGAGUGGAUAACAUGAUUAUUCAGAGCAUCAGUCUUCUGGACCAACUGGAUAAAGACAUUAACACUUUUUCCAUGAGAAUCAGAGAAUGGUAUUCUUAUCAUUUUCCAGAGCUGGUGAAGAUUGUCAAUGACAACUACAUGUUUGCAAAACUGACCACACUUAUUGGGGAUCGUGCCAAACUAACUUCAGACAUGGAAGAACAAGUUGAAGAAGUAGUUAUGGAUAGCGCAAAAGUAAAAGCCAUAUUUGAGGCAGCAAAGUCAUCAAUGGGAAUUGACAUUGGUACAAUUGACUUGAUCAACAUCCAGAUGUUUGCCAGACGAGUGAUUAGUCUGACUGACUAUCGCAAGACACUGGCUGAAUAUCUGCACAGUAAGAUGCAGAGUGUUGCUCCAAAUUUAGCUGCCCUUAUUGGAGAACAGGUUGGUGCUCGACUGAUUUCACACGCUGGGAGUCUGACCAAUCUAGCCAAGUAUCCUGCAUCCACUGUGCAAAUCCUAGGAGCUGAGAAAGCUUUGUUCAGGGCGCUGAAAACUCGAGGGAACACACCAAAGUAUGGGUUGAUUUUUCACUCAACCUUCAUUGGCCGGGCAGGUGCUAAGAACAAAGGCCGCAUCUCAAGGUACCUGGCAAAUAAGUGUUCUAUUGCCUCCAGGAUUGACAACUUUUCAGAAAUUCCCACUUCUGUCAUUGGAGAACAUCUGAAGCAGCAGGUGGAGGAUCGGCUGAAGUUUUAUGAGACUGGUGAAAAUCCCGCCAAGAACAUAGAUGUCAUGAGACAGGCAGUUACUGACGCUGUUGAUGCUAAAGAAAAGGCCCUGAAAGUUCAGAAGAAGUUGGAGAAAAAGCAGAAGAAACGCAAACUUGAGGAACAGAAUGGAUCAGUGAACGAGGAAGAGGCGGAGACCAAUGGGGAAGAACCGGCCAAGAAGAAAAAGAAGAAGAAGAAGGACAAGGAUGUGGAUGAGAACACAUCUGCUGUGUUCGAGGUCUCCGAGGAGGCGCAGGUGGAGGCAACACCAGACAAGAAGAGCAAGAAGAAGAAGAAGAAGGAAAAGGACGUGGAUGAGAGUGUGAAUACGACACAAGAGGAGGAAGAGCUUGCAAAUGGGGAUUCGACCAAGAAGAGCAAGAAGAAGAAGAAAAAGUCAAAGGAAGAUGCGGAGGAAAGUAUGGAGCUGAGCUCAGCCCAAGACACCACGAUGGACACAACGGCUGAAGAUCCUGAUAGUUCGGUGAAGAAAAGCAAGAAGAAGAAGAAGAAGGAUAAGAGUAAUGAGUAAAGUGAAAUUGAUAUAGUGUUUUAUGAAAGGAUAAGUAAAGCAUGACGUACUGAGUCAUUGACAGGCAAGUUAAGGCCUGUGAGUAUAAAUUGGUGAAAUAAAUAUUUGUAAGUGAAAGCCAAUUGGUGUUUCAGUGUCGGAUUGGGGCACCUUUUUUUAUCCGUAGAAGACAGGAAAGAAGCUCCAGCGUGAUCUUGUCUGAUUUGUGCUGAAUUAAAAAAAAAAAUGUUACACUUCA